AUGCUUUACAAAAACAAAGCCGACCCCAACGAAAGGGUUUUCAUCGUCUGCGCAAACUGCCACAAUCACUGCAAAAGAACAAAGUCGCUGGAAAAACUUCGUCAGAGCAGAAGGGACAGUGCCAGAGGCGAUAAGGAUCGAACAUUCCAGGAGUGGCGAAACAGCAAGGCGGCGCUACACAACAGCCUGGAGAUCGUUCUUUACCUGAGGAGAACACACUCUAUUGACUACACUGUCCAAGGAGUUCUGAACACUUUGGUGGAUUUCCAAGAGCAGGUGCCAGAGGCAGAGUCUUUUGUCAACAAUUGGGAUUUGCUCGAGAUGAUGGAAGCAGUGGGAGUUUUCGAACAUGCUGGAAUUACACUCACUGCUCUGGCGGAUAAUGCUUCCUAG
Messenger RNA from Penicillium brasilianum, 393 nucleotides. NCBI's taxonomy places the organism in Eukaryota, Fungi, Ascomycota, Eurotiomycetes, Eurotiales, Aspergillaceae. The record is from the annotation of a GenBank genome assembly.